CCUCAUUGGGCUUGACUCACGUAAACAUUACCCCCGUUGCAUGAUUGGUUGAAAGAUUUCGGCGCGGCGUACUGUAACCAAUCAGCGAAUUGUUUUCCUGUCUCGGAAUGUAAUAAACAUCGCAGACGAAGAAAUAGUGAGGGAAAGGACAAAUAUAAACAAUUUCAGGACUAUGUGGAAUUAUAAACCAAUAUUUUAUUCAAUAUAACGUUAUUACUGUAUUAUUAUUAUGCACAACUAUUGCUAAAUUGAUAUCUAGCUUUUAAGAGAAUGGGGCCGUGUUGUGAUACGAAGAACACAGCUAGCUCGCGCUAGGCCUCUAGCUAAAUUUACGCGGAAAGGGAGGGCAAGUAGCUAGCUUGCUAACUGUUUAUAGGAAAUACUAACGUUAGCUAGUAAUUUGUGCAACGAACAAGUUAGCCAGUCACAUCUAAGCAAGCAAUUCCACUACCCCCUAACUAAUUUGUGGUUUAUUGCUUUAGCUAGUAAGCUAAUUGGCAAAAAUGAGCAAAAAAACUAGCUGCAGCAAAAAGUCUGCAGUCUCCGCACCGAAGAAACGAUAUCCGUCCCCCGAGCAGGCUGGUGAGUCCCCGCUUCCUAGUAAGUUAGCAAAAGUGGGCGACGAAGUGUCCAGUGAAUUACCAUCGAAUUCUCAUGGAAACAAAAAUGGGGAAGAUGGCGAUAAAGUAGCAGCCAAGGAAGAGAAGAAUGAUGGCAAUGGCGAGAGUGGACUAGAUGGGCAGAAGGGACCGGGGGAGAAAUUUAGUGCGACUGUCACUGCCAAUAACCUAACCAACGCUGAUGCACAUGUCAGAGCCGCCGAGAGUGCCCCUUCUUCGGAUGCACCAGUCUCUAGCGAUCCAAAGAAAGUAGACACCGAGGGAAGUGCUGGUGCUGAAGAUUGCCGACCCUCAACAUCACUUGAACAGUCUGAUUUGUCCGCAAUAGCAGCCGCCAAGGCACUUGCUAGUUUCACAAGAGCAGCUGCAGAUGAGGCUAAACAAACGCCCUGCUCCUCCAAAAAAGUUCGACAUCAUGAGAGACUGGGACACAAAGUUAAGCGUGGUGAACGUGAGUCCUCAAAGGAACGGUCAAAACCUGAAAGGGGUCGUCACACGCAGGCAGCAGCAGCAGACAGCUCUACUGCACUGCGUGGAGUUGACAGGGAGGAUGCUGAGGACAUGCCCGAUGAGGACGACGACUCAAUACCUGGAUCAUCCUCCACGCCAAGUUCCUUUUUCCCAUCAGAUAACGACGAUGACGGGGAGUGCGCCAUAGUAUCAGUGAAGAUGGCCCCAGAGAUCCGACAAUCAUUGGCCCUUCUGGCACAGGUACAGAUGAGGCUGGACGCUCUGGAGAAGAAAGGUGCGCGGCUCCACCAGCGGUUAGAGCUGAAGAUGAGCCGCCAGCGCCGUCCACAACUGGACCAGCGCAGCUCAAUCACACAAGCCAUCCCCGGCUUCUGGGUCACAGCAUUGUUGAACCACCCUCAUCUCUCUGCUCACAUUGACGAAACAGAUGAAGACGCUCUCAGUUACAUGACCAACCUUGAAAUUGAAUCCUUCAAGAACAACAAGCUUGGCUACAGAAUCGGGUUCCACUUCAGGCGGAACCCUUACUUCCAAAACCUCAUCAUAGUGAAGGAGCUCCACCUUGGAAUGGGAGGAUCUCCGGUGUCUUUCUCCGACCCCAUCCUGUGGUACCGCGGGCAGAACCUGACACUCCACAGUGAGCCCAGGAGAUCGGGACGCGGCAUCUACCAGACCUUCUUCAGCUGGUUCAGCGACCACACCAGUCCUGGCCGGGACGAUAUAGCACAGAUACUGAAGGAUGACCUUUUCAGAAACCCUCUGAGAUACUACCUGACUCCACUGUGGGAACCCAGGCAGAAUGGCAGUUCCAACAGCACCAGUGGGCCCAAGCCAGCUGACAACCGCAACAGGGAUGAUUGUGUGGUGAUCUCUGACUCGGAUGAUGAUGAAGAGCAGGCUGAAGAGCAGGCUAAGCCUGGAAGAGGUCGUAGCAGGGAAGAGGAGGAUGAAGGUGAGGAUGGGGGCCGAGAUGCAGGCUCUGAUGACAGCGACCAGGAGGCCAGAGAGGAUGAGGACUCAUCGUACAGAGAGAAGGAUGAAGAAGUGGAUGAAUCACGAGGUCGCGAGGUUCGAGGCCAAGAUGACGAGGAGGAUAUUGAGGUGGACGAAGAAGAGGACGAGUGUUAGAUUGUUCGUGCUUCCCAGUUUCCCUUUUUCUUAUUAUGCACAAAAUCUCAAUUAUUAUUAAUACAUUCUAAAUGCUUAACUGCAUUUUAAAAUCAGGGUCAAUUAAAAAAGCCAAGACACCAUGUUUUGACCUCUAUUGGUUGUCCCACCAAUUGGGUGCCUUUUGAGUACUGUAACUUGGUGAAAAAAAAAUACUUUUUGUUUCACCUUUUAAAAUUCUGUCAUAAAGAGCACAUGUUCAACUUAAUCAAACAUGU
Coregonus clupeaformis (lake whitefish) is the source of this 2476-nucleotide messenger RNA. Its product is annotated as testis-specific Y-encoded-like protein 4. Lineage: Eukaryota; Metazoa; Chordata; Actinopteri; Salmoniformes; Salmonidae. Gene Ontology annotation, cellular component: chromatin; nucleus. Gene Ontology annotation, molecular function: chromatin binding; histone binding. The transcript is spliced from 7 exons. Bases 504 to 2219 code for a protein of 571 amino acids. The record is from RefSeq and is a predicted model, not a curated record. Gene Ontology annotation, biological process: nucleosome assembly.